Molecule: messenger RNA, 3912 nt
Organism: Cheilinus undulatus (humphead wrasse)
Lineage: Eukaryota; Metazoa; Chordata; Actinopteri; Labriformes; Labridae
Product: TCDD-inducible poly(ADP-ribose) polymerase
Exons: 7
Coding region: 562-2718 (718 amino acids)
Molecular function (GO): zinc ion binding; NAD+ poly-ADP-ribosyltransferase activity
Source: RefSeq, a predicted model, not a curated record
GGAAUUUGAACACUUUUCACUGAGAAAUGCUGUGGGAGAUCUGUCUGGACAUUUUGACGGAGUGAUGACACAUUUUGUCUCAAGCCCUCUGCGUCAGGUUUUUCCUUUUCAUUUCCAAACGGCCCCUGAGGGCCCCACACGGCCGUGCAGUCCUUCCACCAGACGUCUCUCGCUCUCCGUUCCUCCCACUGUCUUUGAAGCUAAGCCCCGCCCCUGACCAGGUUACGGGGCGGAGCCUGCCUGUGUGGAUCCGUGAGGCAGGCAGAGCGUCUCCCACCACAGCUGUGCUCCGGUCUCUGGUCUGGGCUCCACUCUUUGUCGGUCUUCGCCUUUCUCAGCGGCAGUAGGCUCCAGAGGGAGACGGAGCAUGAGAGCGGCGGGGGCAGAAGAAGGACACGAGAACCCCGACUGGACUACGGUCUAGUCCAGGCACGGAUACUGUUUUCUCCAGACUGGACUCGCUGAUGUACGCACUGGAUUUUACCCACCAAAGACAGCCGAGAACGGGGGGUGAGGGGCCGACUUUAUCGCGCAGGACUCUCUGGUUUUAGGAGGGCGAUCAUGGAUAAAACUUUGCACAUUCUCCAGAAAACUGCAGACGUGCCGACUGGGAUCUCCCUGGAUGUGAGUUUAAACAUGGACGAAGGGGAAGACUUUACGGAGCAGCAGAUAGUGGGGCUCCCAGACAAAAUCCCUCUGGUGAAGCCCUAUUUUAAAAAGAAGCAGAGGAAACUGGAUGCUAAAUGUCUCCACCGGGCGCUGGAGGAUCCCAUCCUGAGUACCCUGCUCAGCACGGACACGCUGGUCUCCGGGGACGGGGUGUUUGUUCCCCGGAACCAGCCGGGCCGGACUCCCAGCAACCUUUGCGCAGCGGCUGUGGUGAAACAGAACUGUAUAGGCCAGGUGUGUCUCAAGGACCCAGCAGCUCCCGACGACGCCACAGCUGCAGCUGGAGUAACGGGUUUGAUGGCUCGGGACGGUGAUGUGGAAAUAGCCGAUACUACUGCGGAGCUUGAGGAGACCGAGAGGCGAGGGGAGCGAGCCAAGAUCUCUGAUCCGACCCCCGACAGCCGCUGCUUUCAGCAGAAACCUGGCCUCAGGGCAGCUGGGAGCACAGUGACAAUACCUCCUCCAGCCAGGGAUUUACCUUCCACUGCUUCACCCCAGGCCCUGCACCAGGAGGGGGGCUUAAAAAGCAAUGACCUGUUAACCUCUUCGGUUAAAAACCUUCCAGUAAAAGACUGUUCCAGUCUCCAGGACCCCCAACCCCUCCUGCUGCAGCCGGACAAACGAGUGCUAUUUCAGGAUAAAAGUGAAGAGGCCUCCCUGGACCUGGUUUUUGAGCUGCUCACCCAGCUCCAGUAUCACACGCACCAGUCAGACUCAGUGGACAUUUGUGUGGAUUUCCUCCAAGGACAAUGUGUUUACGGCAACGACUGUGCCCACCACCACACUGUCCUGCCCUACCACUGGCAGAUCCGCAGGAGCAGCAGCCAGACAUGGCAGAGCAUAGCUGAUGACUCCCAGGAACAGCUGGAGAGACUGUACUGCAACCCGGACAAUGAGCAAGUCAGGCUCAAGUACCAGGGCCGAGUGUUUUCCUUAGACUUUGGGACAAUGAGAGUGUGUGACCUAGAGUUUGACCGCGUCCGACGACUGUCCUCCCCUGCCAGCCCUCUGCCCAUCACCACAACGAGCCAAAACCCCACCCCGAGCUGUCACACGGUGUGGAAGUACUACUGCAGAGACAACUUUGGCUGGAGGGAGUACUCUGAGCCGGUGGUGAAGCUCAUAGAGGAGGCGAGUUCGAGGGGUCUUAAGGAGGUGCGCUUUAUAACUCUCCAGAACCAGUACAUCCUCAACAUCAGGGAGGGCUUCCAGCAGAACGCCGUCUUCGGGUUCAGACGUCAGAUCAAGAAGCGGCCCAUGUUCAUGUCCUCAGUCAUGCUUACACCCCUCUUGCAGACUUUAGGUGGCCUCUCUUCAUCCCCACUCGCCUCCUCCUCCUCCUCUUCCUCCUUGUCUUCAUCCAUGGAUCUCGUCACGUCACAUCCUCUCUCGCCAACGACCACCAACCCGCCCAGUCUUUUCCCAGAAACGUGGUUACCUAUGACGAUGAGCCAGGACUUCCUGCAGGUACCGGUGUCACGCGAAGACCGCAGCUACAGGACGGUCUACAGCCUUUUCCACAAGACGGUGUCAGAGACCAAGUUCAGGAUCAUCAAAAUCCAGCGUGUGCAGAAUCCAUUCCUCUGGGAGAAGUACAAGAGGAAGAAAGAGUACAUGUCCCGGCGCAUGUCCGACAUGGACCGACUGCUGAGCGAGCGCCACCUCUUCCACGGCACCUCAGCCGACGUGGUGGAGGGAAUCUGCAAGCACAACUUUGACCCCAGGGUCUGCGGCAAGCAUGCCACAAUGUUUGGCCAGGGCUCCUACUUCGCCCGCAAGGCCGUCUACUCCCACAACUUCUCCAAACGCUCACCCAAAGGAGUCCACUGCAUGUUCCUGGCCAAAGUCCUCACUGGAAGGUUUACAGUUGGAAACCCCUCCAUGCGGCGACCUCCUCCAAUCAACCCCCGCGACCCCUCCAGUGACCUUUAUGACUCCUGUGUGGACAACUGGGUAGACCCUCAGAUCUAUGUCAUCUUCAACGAUGACCAGAGCUACCCUUACUUCAUCAUUCACUACGAGGAAGUACCCAGCACUGUCGCCGUCUAAGACCUGGAUCAGACCCGGCUUUGUGUGUAUUUGCCAAUACUUACUCAUAGUCUGUUUUAGUCUGUGACAAAGCUGCACGGGUGGAGUCUGCCUCUGAAGAUGAAAAGAAACAGAUUAGACUAAUAAGACGCCGAGUUCAUUUUGGAGACUAAAGCUCACCCAUCUGCUGCUCUGAACAGGUUAAAACAGCCCAAGACAUGUUUGCAAAUACACCGCCGUGUAGAUCUGCAGGUAUCUGGAUCCAGACCAGACUGGUCUGCAUUAAGGAACAACCAGAUCAGAUUAAACUGGAUCAAACUGGACUGCAAAGGACGACACCUGUUUCAUCCAAUAUUGGGAUGUGGAUGACAAGUGACAACAGCUGCACCCACAACAGACUUACCAGACUCAUAUAGCACUCUUUGUUAUUUAGUAUGAACAGGAGCCUAGUGAUGAUCACCAGACUUGAGACUUAAUCUACCUUAUUGAUCUGGAGCAGAUGCAGGAAAAACCAAACAAAGUCCUCUUAUCAUUCUGACUUAGUUGCACGGCUGUAAUUGAACUCACAUCAGGACAAAUGCUGAGUGUCCUGCCAGUACUGUGAAUGACCAACUGGUUGUAUUAUGAGAGGAAGCAGCCAACCAAUCAAACGCUUCCAGAGACAAACCAUGGCAACUCUGAUCCCAAUCAGUCUCUUACAGAAACCAUAGUGUGUUUACCCAGCCUUUGACCCAUAAGAUUUUCUUUUCUCAAGUGUAUGUGCUGCGUGUUUGAAUCUUUGAUUUAGUGGACAUGAAUCUUGUGGCCUCUUCAAACAGUCAUGGACAUGAGUUUCAGUGGGACUUUAACAAACAGACAUCCACGUACUGUAAACCUCCAGGCAGAGGUUUCACAUGAAGCCAGUGCUGUACCCGCUUGGUGAUUUUUUGCCUUUGUGCCCACCAUUUUGGUUCCUCACAGGGGAUUGAAGAGAGUACAGCUUCACGCUGAGACUCUGCUGCUGCAGCGGCGGUGGUGCCGUAGCGUUUUGUCAACAAAACCCCCUGAAACUCAUCUCUCGUGGACCGCUUUCUCGCUCAGAGACAGUAGACAUGUUUUAUUGAGACAAACUGUACAGGCGUUCUCUUUGUUUAUAUUUGAACUGUGUGCCUUUUGUUCAUAAAAUUUUAUUUAUGUUAGUUUAAUGUAACAUUUGAUUGAAUAAAGAAAUCUAAA